Rotaria socialis is the source of this 1278-nucleotide messenger RNA. The record is from the annotation of a GenBank genome assembly. Lineage: Eukaryota; Metazoa; Rotifera; Eurotatoria; Philodinida; Philodinidae.
AUGGGUCUUUCAUUAUCAAUUGUUGAUCAUACAUCAUUCAACGAUUUCAUGAAUGAUGUAGAUUCGAAAUAUAAGCCUAUUCAUAGGCGUGAUCUUACACACUCGUUUUUACCUGCUUUACACAAAAAAUGUACAUCAAAAUUACAAGAAAUAUGUGCUGAAGCAAAGCACGUCAGUCUUACACUUGAUAUUUGCAAUAAUCUUGCUGCUUUCGAUAACAUUAUUUUACCUGGAUUUGAUGAUGACUUCGAUGGAAUAAUAGAUGAUUCAUCUGAAACUGAAUCUGAAUCUAAAUCUAAUGAUAAAAAAACCGAUGAUUAUGCACCUGCAGUAGGUGAAGAAAAACAAUUACAAACACAUGAAGCAGAUGAUUCAAUUUAUCAAACUACAUUAGGUUCAGUAACCGAAGAAGAAUUUCUACGUUUACCAUGUUUCUGUCAUUGUCUUCAGUUAGUGGUCAAUGAUGGAAUAAAAGCUAGUGCUGCUGCAGUAUCUUCUCUUCAAAAAGUGGCAAGCUUAGCUAAACUUUCUCAUUCUAGUACAGUAUUUUCUGAACGAUUAGAAGAAUUUAAUUAUACUAUUCGAAGAGCGAAUCGUACAAGAUGGAAUAGCCAAUUUCAAACAAAUGAUCUUAUUCUUAACAGUAAAGACAGAAAAGUUUUAGCAGAAUUUGUAUUUUUGUUUGAGUUAUUUAAUGAAGCUACUGUGUUAACUCAAGGUGAAUCUUAUGCAACUAUUUGUCUUGUUGCUCCUACUGUUCUUGGUAUACUUUUUGAUCUUGAACGUGAACUUGGUUCUUCUACUUUGACUCUUGUUUCUUUAUGUGAAGCCUUGAUUGCAUCAAUUAAAGCUCGAUUUAGUGGACUCCUUCGUUAUUUUGAAAUUGAUAAAGUUGGAGCCGAUGUGCUGAACACAACUGAACAUAAUAUUGAUGUUAUGACAAAAAACACGGAUUCACUUACUAAACAAAAAUGUCUUUUUCCAUAUUUGAAGGAAAACAAAAAAGUUUCGAAUGAAGAUAAAUCAAGAUUUUUGAUUGAACUUGAUGCCUAUUUAUGUGAAGAAAGUCGUGAACAAAAUUUACUUUUUAUCAAAAAACAUUUGUAUCCUCGCUUAUAUCAACUUAGUUUAAAAUACUUGUCAGUGCCGGCGACAUCGGCUCCCAUUGAGCGAGUAUUUUUGCAAAGCGGCUUUCUGAUGCGUCCACAUCGAGCAUCAUUAACUGCAAACGAUGAUUGUUUACUCACUUUUCUUAAAUGUAAUAAGUUUUUGUUAUGA